AUGAGAUGGCCGCCAUGGAGCUCCGAGUCGACCAAUGACGAAAAAGAAAGCUCACUUUCCGCAAACAAUUCCAUCUUCGACUGGAAAGCCUACACAGAGCCGAGGACCCUCGUCCCAACCCUUGUCCUAACAAGUGGUAUACUCCUCGCCGUGCGAUUCCACCGCUCGUACCUUCGCAGAAUCCCCGACGCGCCCAGUAUCUCCUCCUCCUACCUCCGACGCCGGAGCGUCUUCGGCCAAGUGACCAGCGUCGGCGAUGGAGACAACUUUCGCAUUUUCCAUACGCCCGGUGGUCGUCUAGCGGGAUGGGGCUGGCUCCCCUGGAAAAAAAGUCCCUACAAACAAAAAAGACCUCAAAGACAACACUUGGAUGCCCCUGAGCUCGCGCACUUUGGACGCCCAGAACAACCCUUUGCGCGCGACGCCCACACUUGGCUAACGGCUUAUUUGAGUGGGCGACGAGUGCGCGCACUCGUCCACCGCCAAGACCAGUACUCGCGAGUUGUGGCGAGCGUGUUCGUGCGGCGAGCAUUCGACUUCCCGCCAUUCAGGCGGCGCGAUGUAUCGUAUGAAAUGCUUCGGCGCGGAAUGGCGACUGUUUACGAGGCGAAGAUGGGGUCUGAGUUUGGUGGGGAGAAGAUGGAGAAGAAGUAUCGGAAGGCGGAGUGGUGGGCUAAGAAGAGGGCCAAGGGGCUUUGGAAGGACUAUAAGAAGGUUGGGGGUGAUUGGGAGAGUCCUCGGGAGUACAAAAAUCGGAUGGGGAUGGGUGAUGUCGAGAAGAAUGGGAAGAAGUGA
Messenger RNA from Penicillium brevicompactum, 795 nucleotides. RefSeq names its product thermonuclease family protein. NCBI's taxonomy places the organism in Eukaryota, Fungi, Ascomycota, Eurotiomycetes, Eurotiales, Aspergillaceae. The record is from RefSeq and is a predicted model, not a curated record. Gene Ontology annotation, cellular component: cytoplasm; mitochondrion. Bases 1 to 795 code for a protein of 264 amino acids. The transcript has 2 exons.